Messenger RNA from Zophobas morio, 1778 nucleotides. RefSeq names its product dual specificity protein phosphatase CDC14B-like. Gene Ontology annotation, molecular function: protein tyrosine phosphatase activity; protein serine/threonine phosphatase activity; protein tyrosine/serine/threonine phosphatase activity. Gene Ontology annotation, biological process: regulation of exit from mitosis; cilium assembly; microtubule cytoskeleton organization. The transcript is spliced from 4 exons. Gene Ontology annotation, cellular component: nucleolus; mitotic spindle; centrosome. The coding region runs from base 325 to 1605 and encodes 426 amino acids. The record is from RefSeq and is a predicted model, not a curated record. Lineage: Eukaryota; Metazoa; Arthropoda; Insecta; Coleoptera; Tenebrionidae.
GCUACUCAAUCUCGCUUACAUCACACAUAUACCUACAUACGUUUUACAGUUCAACUUCAACAUUUGAUUUGAAAAAUUAAAGUAUCGAAGCUUCCUCAAAUCCCUUCGUUGCCGCGAUACGUGCUUCAAUUUCCGGCUCACUGUUGAAAGGAGUGUGCUUGUGUCUCUAAUUCAAUCAUUUACGAUGCAAAAUUUAUAAAAUGAAGCAAAUUACCCACCACAUAAUCGGUUUUACUUUGGCGCUACUUAUAAAUUACACGAUCCAGUUCUUAUUCUUCGUGUUAUUGUGCAGCGACUCAUCGUAUUGUUACUUGUUCCCCUAAAAUGGACCACGAAUUUGUCGACAAGGCCGUCGAGGUGCUCAAAAACCGCCUCUACUUCGCCGUUUCCAAGUUCUCCAGUUACAAGCGUCUCAAGAGCACCAAGAGCCUCAACUUUGUCUGUUUUGACGAGGAGUUCAGAUACCGCAACUUCUUCCAGGACUUCGGGCCCCUCAACAUCUCCUGUCUGUACAAGUACUGCUGCAAGAUGACGAAACUGCUGCAGAACUUCAGAGGAAAGAAGAAGAUCGUGCACUACACCAGCCACGACCCGAACCGGAAGGCCAACGCGGCGUACCUCAUCGGCUGCUUUGCUGUUAUUUGCAUAAAAAUGGAACCUUUCGAAGUUUACAAAAUUCUCAUGAUUACGGAACCGUACAAGCAGUUUGUAGAUGCUCUCCAGCGCACUUCGACACACACCAUCAGGCUUUUUGACUGCUUCUCGGCAGUCGGCAAAGCCACGCUGUACAACAUGUUCGAUUUCACGGAUUUCAACAAUCAGGAAUACGACGUUUGCGACCAGGUGGAAAAGGGAAAUAUGAACUGGAUCAUUCCAAGGAAGUUUCUAGGUUUCUUGGGACCGACGGAACCCAGGAUCGGCGUUGGACACACCCCCAGCUUCUAUUUAGAGUACUUUUUGCAACACGAUAUCAAAACCGUGAUUCGUCUCAAUGACAAACAUUACGAUUCCUCAGUGUUCACUCGCAUCGGUAUAGAACAUCACGAUUUGUUUUUCGACGAUGGUACUGUUCCCUCGAUGGAAAUCCUUCAUAACUUCUUGAGAAUAACCGAAACUGCUCCAGCUGCAAUCGCGGUACACUGUAAGGCUGGAUUGGGGAGAACCGGGACCCUCAUCGGCACCUACCUAAUGAAGCAUUACUGCAUGACUGCGAAAGAGGCCAUCGCGUGGCUCAGGAUGUGUCGUCCUGGAUCAGUAACCGGAGCCCAACAAUCGUACUUAGAGGAACACGAAGGCUGGUUGUGGAGAUCGGGUAGCGAAUACAGACUACGACAUUAUGGAGACGAAGGCAGAAUGCCCCAACACAAGUAUGGAAUAUACAGUAAACAGUGGCCGAUUGAUCGCAACAGGAUUAUCAACGAGGCGAGGAAAAAACUACGGUUAAACGACUUCGAUUUUCACGCUCGGGCGUUACGACAAAUGGAUGAAAAACAGUACCUCAAACAUGUUUCGAAAUUGCUGGCUUCGGUGCGGACUUUCGAAGCUGACAAUUUAAAGGAGAAGGUUGGGAAGGUUCUAAGUACCAUUCCGAAACAUAAAUUGUAAAAAAAAAUAAUAAACAAAAUCUUGUGCAAUAUUUUAAAUUAUUAAUAUAAAAUUUGAUAUGUUCAUAAGUCCAAGUAUCUUGAUACAAUUGUUCCGACAUAAAAAAAUAUCAGUUAAAUUUGAAUUAAUGUAAUAGAAAAUGGUGUUCCGCAAUAAAUUCACUUUGAAGAAAA